AUGGCUUUAAAAUUCUGGAAACCGGGGGCUGCAGGACCAGGAAGUACACUCGACCGAGCGACAGAACUAGAAGAAAAUGUGAUCCAAUCUGCGCCAGCCUAUUCCUCCUUAUCCGUCCAGGGCCAGCGAGAACGAUUACCUAUUUACAAGCACCGUGAAAAAUUGUUAUAUUGUGUCGAGAAAUAUGGUGUUACCAUCGUGGUCGGUCAAACAGGAUGCGGUAAAACAACUCAACUUCCCCAAUAUUUAAUGGAAUCGGGAUGGGCCUCUGAAGGCAAUGUCAUUGCUUGCACCCAACCUCGACGUGUUGCUGCUACGUCCGUCGCUGGACGCGUCGCCACUGAAGUGGGUACUGUGUUAGGAGAUGAGGUCGGAUAUACGAUUAGGUUUGAAGAUGUCAGUGAUAAACAGAAGACGCGGAUUCUGUACAUGACGGAUGGAAUGCUUUUUCGAGAGACGUUAGUCGAUCCUUUGUUGAGUCGGUAUAGUGUUAUCAUGCUGGACGAAGCACAUGAACGAAGCGUGUACACCGAUCUUCUCUUGGGUGUCUUGAAAAAAAUACGCCGUAAACGACCCUCACUUCGCCUCAUUGUUUCCUCUGCUACUCUCGAUGCCACCUCCUUUCUGGAAUACUUCACUGCUUCAAAUUCGUCCGAGGAAGCAACUAUCGUCAGCUUGGAGGGAAGGUUAUAUCCUGUAGAGGUGGCCUACCUCAAGGAGUCUGUAGCUGACUAUGUCAGAAAGGCUGCUGAGUUAGCGGUCGAUAUCAAUCUCAAACAAGGUCCCGGCGACAUAUUAGUCUUCCUCACUGGCCGCGAAGAGAUUGAAAAUUGCCUCGAAUAUUUGUCCGAACUGUUACCAACGUUACCCCGCACUGCUACUCGCCUCGUUCCUCUUGCACUCCACGCAGGUCUUACAACGGAAGAACAGUUAGCAGUGUUUGAACCUCCAGAUCGUGGGACGCGAAAAGUUAUAAUAUCUACAAAUAUCGCAGAAGCUAGUGUGACAAUCGAAGGCAUCAAGUUUGUCGUGGAUUCCGGGUUUGUCAAGAUUCGAGUUUAUAACCCUACUACGGCGCUGGCGUCCUUGGCUACAGUACCUACCUCUAAGGCAUCUGCAACUCAACGUGCAGGCAGGGCUGGACGGACGUCAUCUGGAAUAUGUUACCGUCUAUAUCCAUUGGAGGCGUUCGAUUCGUUACCUCCUUCCACACCUGCAGAGAUUACUCGGACGGAUUUAACGACCCCUGUACUUCAAUUAAAGUCAUUGGGGAUUGACAAUCUGAUGAAGUUUGAAUGGGUGUCUGCACCACCGGCAGAGAGCCUCUUGAGGGCUUUAGAAGGACUUUUUGCUGCAGAAAUGAUAGGUGAAGAUGGGAAGCUGACGGCGGUUGGCCAAAAAGUUGCAGAGUGCCCGGUGGAGAUGGGAAUUGCGAGGAUGUUAUUCAAAUCGAAAGAGUAUCAAUGCGGGGAAGAAAUUCUGACAAUUGCUGCUAUGACUGCGGUUCAGGACGUUUUUGUGAUUCGAGAUGGAGCGCAAGGGGCGCUUGAUGAGCUCGAAAGACGCAAAUUCACCGCUGAGGAAGGUGACCAUCUAACUCUGCUGAAUGCAUACAACGCUUUUACGCGAUACGGUCGAGCCUCUGGAUGGUGUAAAAACCAUGCGAUAUCGUUCCGAGCCAUGUCCCGUGCUGUUUCGAUACGUGCUCAGUUGAAAAAGUUCAUGCAGAGGUUUGGUUUACCAGUGGAGAGUUGUCAAGGGGAUGCAAAACGGCUCAGAAGAUGUCUUGUUGGUGGGUAUUGGAGGAAUGGAGCCAAGUGGGUUGGGGAUGGGACGUAUCGGUCUGUGAGGGGGAAUAAGGUUCUGUACGCUCACCCUACGUCCGUUCUGUUCACGAGAAAACCUCGAUCGGGAUGGGUUGUUUUCCACGAGAUGGAGGAGACGAAAAAGACGCAGAUUAGGAUAAUCACAGAGAUUGAAUCCAAUUGGUUGAUUGAACAAGGCCACCGGUAUGAAGGAAAGGGGGAGGCACCCUCGUAA
This is a messenger RNA of Marasmius oreades (fairy-ring Marasmius), 2040 nucleotides long. RefSeq lists its product as uncharacterized. NCBI's taxonomy places the organism in Eukaryota, Fungi, Basidiomycota, Agaricomycetes, Agaricales, Marasmiaceae. The record is from RefSeq and is a predicted model, not a curated record. The transcript is spliced from 14 exons. Gene Ontology annotation, cellular component: intracellular anatomical structure; catalytic step 2 spliceosome. Gene Ontology annotation, molecular function: ATP binding; RNA binding. The coding region runs from base 1 to 2040 and encodes 679 amino acids.